Messenger RNA from Penicillium manginii, 291 nucleotides. Its product is annotated as Zn(II)2Cys6 transcription factor domain-containing protein. Gene Ontology annotation, biological process: regulation of DNA-templated transcription. The coding region runs from base 1 to 291 and encodes 96 amino acids. Lineage: Eukaryota; Fungi; Ascomycota; Eurotiomycetes; Eurotiales; Aspergillaceae. Gene Ontology annotation, molecular function: DNA-binding transcription factor activity, RNA polymerase II-specific; zinc ion binding. The transcript has 2 exons. The record is from RefSeq and is a predicted model, not a curated record.
AUGGAGAUCAAAUUAGACUUGCGAGGCGUUCUCAGACGCACGGAGCCUCAAGACAUUCCAUCCAGAUCACUAUCAUAUAGCGGCUCAACUCGGUUAACGACAAGAAGAUGCUGGACGUGCCGUGAACGCCGGACGAAAUGUGACGAACGGCCCGCUGCCUGCAGGAGGUGUGAGGAUGCAAAACUUGUCUGCGCUGGAUACGACAUUAGGUUGAAUUGGGCUGAGGGGGGUGAAUCAAAAACGGUCGAGGCCGGGUGGCACUCGAAGGUGCAUCAAACCAGGUCGGUCUAA